GCUGGGCUUUUUCAGACAAGUGCAUCUCCUAACCAGGUCACAUUUCAGCCGCGACCCACUAUCCGUCUGUCACCGGAGUCAGACCGCAGGAGGAGGGCGGAGGAAGACGACGGCAUUUGCUUCGCCAACCGCGGGGUGGGAAGAAGGACAUUAAAAUCCUGCAGAAGUCAAGACCACCCCCCACCCACCUCCAGGUCGGACCCUGACCACGAUGCACGCCCCGGGCUGCGGGCGGCUGGUGCUGCCCCUGCUGCUCUUCGCCGCGGCCGCCCUGGCCGAAGGCGACGCCAAAGGGCUCAAGGAGGGCGAGACCCCCGGCAAUUUCAUGGAGGACGAGCAAUGGCUGUCGUCCAUCUCGCAGUACAGCGGCAAGAUCAAGCACUGGAACCGCUUUCGAGACGAGGUGGAGGAUGACUACAUCAAGAGCUGGGAGGACAAUCAGCAAGGAGACGAAGCCCUGGACACCACCAAGGACCCCUGCCAGAAGGUGAAGUGCAGCCGUCACAAGGUGUGCAUCGCCCAGGGCUACCAGCGGGCCAUGUGCAUCAGCCGCAAGAAGCUGGAGCACAGGAUCAAGCAGCCUGCCCCGAAACUCCCUGGAAACAAAGAGACCAUCUGCAAGCCCUGUCACAUGGCCCCGCUCGCCUCAGUCUGUGGCUCCGAUGGCCACACUUACAGCUCGGUGUGCAAGCUGGAGCAGCAGGCCUGCCUGAGCAGCAAGCAGCUGACCGUGAGAUGUGAGGGCCCCUGCCCCUGCCCCACAGAGCAGGCCUCCCCCUCCACCACCGACAGCAAGCCAGAGACCUGCACAGGUCAAGACCUGGCUGACCUGGGGGACCGGCUACGGGACUGGUUCCAGCUCCUUCAUGAGAACGCCAAGCAAAAUGGCUCGGCCGGCAGUGGGGCCAACCUGGCCAGUGGGCUGGACAAGAGCCUGGGGGCCAGCUGCAAGGACUCCAUUGGCUGGAUGUUCUCCAAGCUGGACACCAGUGCUGACCUCUUCCUGGACCAGACCGAGCUGGCUGCCAUCAACCUGGACAAAUACGAGGUCUGCAUCCGCCCUUUCUUCAAUUCCUGUGACACCUACAAGGACGGUCGUGUCUCCACUGCUGAGUGGUGCUUCUGCUUCUGGAGGGAGAAGCCUCCCUGCCUGGUGGAGUUGGAGCGCAUCCAGAUCCAGGAGGCUUCCAAGAAGAAGCCAGGAAGCUUCAUCCCGAGCUGUGAUGAGGACGGCUACUACCGGAAGAUGCAGUGUGACCAGAGCAGGGGUGACUGCUGGUGCGUGGACCAGCUGGGCCUGGAGCUGACAGGCACCCGCACGCACGGCAGCCCCGACUGCGACGACCUCGUGGGCUUCUCAGGGGACUUUGGGAGUGGUGUCGGCUGGGAGGAUGAGGAGGAGAAGGAGGCAGAGGAAGCAGGCGAGGAGGCUGAGGAGGAGGAGGGCGAGGCGGGCGAGGCGGACGACGGAGGCUAUAUCUGGUAGAUGGCCCUCGGGGAGGCGCGGCAGGCCAGGGUGCCGAUGGCCGGGGGGACGGGCCGGCCGAGACCGGGACGGAAGCCGCCAGCUUACGCAUGGGUCCGGAAAAUACAGCCGGAAGGGCCCUGGCUCCAGCGGGGAGGACUGGGUGUGUGAGUGUGCAUGGCACGCGUGCGUCCUCCGUGGCCAGGACGUGUGAACGUGUG
Odobenus rosmarus divergens (Pacific walrus) is the source of this 1686-nucleotide messenger RNA. RefSeq names its product sparc/osteonectin, cwcv and kazal-like domains proteoglycan (testican) 2 (gene SPOCK2). The coding region runs from base 212 to 1486 and encodes 424 amino acids. The transcript has 11 exons. The record is from RefSeq and is a predicted model, not a curated record. NCBI's taxonomy places the organism in Eukaryota, Metazoa, Chordata, Mammalia, Carnivora, Odobenidae. Gene Ontology annotation, molecular function: protein binding; calcium ion binding.